This is a messenger RNA of Lactuca sativa (garden lettuce), 444 nucleotides long. RefSeq lists its product as uncharacterized. The record is from RefSeq and is a predicted model, not a curated record. NCBI's taxonomy places the organism in Eukaryota, Viridiplantae, Streptophyta, Magnoliopsida, Asterales, Asteraceae.
UUGCAGAAUGGUAUAAACCAGGUUGUAGUUUAGAAUACCCUGUUGGUGGAACUGGAGCACUUGUUGAGGCUCUUGUUCUCAGAUUUUCCUUCUGAUAAACUUCCAAAAAUGUCAGAACCUUCACAACUUAUGACAGAAAAUACACGUUCUGAUCUUUAUGUUGCACUCCCUGUUCUCAGUCGAGGAAAGAAAUGGGUCUUACUAUACAGUACAUGGAGGCAUGGCAUAUCUCUUUCAACCUUAUAUAGAAGAAGCAAUCUUUGCCCUGGGUUAAGUCUACUGGUUGUUGGAGAUCGUAAAGGUGCAGUGUUUGGUGGUUUAGUUGAGGCACCUUUGAAACCAUCAACAAAGAAAAGAUACCAGGGAUCGAAUGAUACAUUUGUGUUUACAAAUACACCAGGGCGUCCUGUUAUAUAUCGCCCCACAGGUACUGCAUUUUCUUGA